Molecule: messenger RNA, 1449 nt
Organism: Toxorhynchites rutilus septentrionalis
Lineage: Eukaryota; Metazoa; Arthropoda; Insecta; Diptera; Culicidae
Exons: 1
Coding region: 1-1449 (482 amino acids)
Molecular function (GO): zinc ion binding; nucleic acid binding
Source: RefSeq, a predicted model, not a curated record
AUGGGGAAGAAGGCAAAGGCGAAGCUGCAACUCCGGGAGUCCGUCAUCGGAUUUAUACACCGAACCGAAAAGUUCGUUGAAAAUUGCAACGCUGACACCGAUUUCCACCAACUGCAAGCACGGAUAGGAAAACUGGAUGAGAAGUGGAGCGAGUUUGAAAGCGUACAAGGUGAAAUCGAGGAAAUGGAGGAGGAUGAAACCAACAUGGAGACGCACGAGGAGGUUCGAGCGGAGUUCGAGGAGCUGUAUUUUAAGGUAAAGGCAGGGUUGAAAUCCAAACUACCACCCUCAACCCCCUCUUCCACUACUACUACUCCCACUAGAGAUAAGAAUGUGGGUUCAUGUUCUGGCAUACGCUUGCCCAAGAUCAGCUUGCCAGAAUUCAGUGGGGAGUACGACAAAUGGUUGCCAUUCUUCGACACUUUUGGAUCACUUAUCCACGAUAAUACGGAUUUAAAUCUGAUCCAAAAAUUCCACCAUUUGCGAGCGUCUCUAAGGGGUGAGGCACUUAAGGUGGUAGAUUCCUUUCAAAUGAGUGAAGCUAGUUAUGGGGUCGCAUGGUCCGCUUUGGUGAAACGGUAUUCGAAUAAAUAUCUCCAGAAGAAGCGCCAUGUCAACGCGCUUUUGCAAUACCCGAAGGUGAAAAGGAUGUCGGCAAAUGGUAUUCACGAUUUGAUUGAAUGUUUCGAUCGACAUACGAAGAUUCUUGAUCAACUGGGAGAGAAUACUUCGGACUGGGGAGCGAUGUUGAUGCAGCUGUUGGUGUCGAAGCUUGAUGAUGAGUCGCUUAAAGACUGGGAGAAGCGUGCGGUCAAGAAAAAUGAUCCUGCUUUCGCGGACGUUAUGGAGUUCCUCGAAGGACAGACACGGAUUCUGGAUGCUGUAGCAGUCGAUCGUCGCUCGGAGAAUUUACAAUCAUCUUCCUCUGCUACUAACUCCGGCUUCAAGAAAUCAGUACCCAAGUUUUCUGUGCAUGCAACCACUGAUACUCCUACGAUGCAGUGUAUGCAAUGCAAUGGUCGACAUUAUAUCACAAGCUGCCCUGUAUUUGAGCGGAUGACACUAGAUAAACGGUUCCAAGUAGUCAACUCUAAGAAGCUGUGCAGCAACUGUUUGAGACAAGGUCAUCUGAACCGUGACUGUACAUCGCGUUUCCGUUGCCGCACUUGUAGUAAGAAACACCAUUCUCUUCUACAUCCUGGAAUAGGGGCGUCGGUUUCCACUCCAACUGUUGGUCCACUGACGCAGGCGCCUUCUACGGCUCAGCCACAACCCAGCAAUACUACACACGUGGUUUCCAUAGACGAUUCAUUACAAACGAUGCAGAGUUCGGUGGCCAUCAUUUUCGCUUCCAACCAACGUCGCAACAGAGCAUCGAGAGUUCCAUGUAUUUCUUUCAACGGUUCUGGUGUCAGUGAAGGACUGCAAUGGGCGUUCACAUCUAGCUAG